AUGGUGCUGAAACGUGUGAAAGGAGAGCACGGUGAGAAAGGGCCUCCUGGCCCACAGGGUCCUCCAGGCAGGGCAAUUGGAGAAAGAGGCCCAGAAGGUCCACCAGGACAGGCAGGUGAACCUGGAAAGCCAGGAAUACCAGGAGUACCAGGACGAGCCGGUGAACUUGGAGAAGCUGGCAGACCUGGGGACAAGGGGGAGAAGGGGCAGAAAGGGGACAGAGGGCCAGCUGGUCCGGCUGGAUUGCCUGGCCUAGGGGGACCUCCAGGACCAAAGGGGGAUUCUGUCUCCGCUCAGAGUGGUUUGCCUGGUCCAAGGGGUCUUCCAGGCCCUCAAGGUAUCAGAGGAGAGCCUGGUCCAGUAGGACCUCCUGGACCUACAGGAGAGAGGGGCUACACAGGUCCUCGUGGGGAAAAGGGAGAAAAAGGAGCCAGUGGAGAAAGUGGAAACGAUGGCUCACCAGGAAGUCCAGGAGAGCCAGGAAAACCAGGGGCGGAUGGGAAGCCGGGGAAUCCAGGAGAACCAGGAAUAAGAGGACCAACUGGAUCGAUGGGUGGAAAUGGACCCCCAGGGGCUCCUGGUGUGAAGGGUGACCAAGGAGAACCAGGCAUUGGAGUUCAAGGUCCUCCUGGACCUCAGGGCAACAGAGGGUUACCUGGACCUCUAGGCACUCCAGGAGCAAUAGGACCACAAGGACCUCCAGGGCUUCCAGGACAAGUGGGUAUUGCCGGACCCAUCGGUCCCCCAGGACUUAAAGGAGAGCAAGGAGACAGCGGUCCACCAGGAAAGUCUGUCACCGGACCCCCUGGAAUGAAGGGUGAGAUGGGUCCUCCUGGUCUGACAUUGCCAGGUACAGUUGGAGAAAGAGGCCUUCCUGGAUUACCGGGUCCAAAAGGAGACAAAGGGCCAGCAGGGAUCAAAGGAGAAAGAGGUGCUGCGGGUGAUCCUGGAGAUCCUGGUGAGAAUGGAAUGAGAGGACCAUCUGGGCCCAAAGGAGUCAAAGGAGAGGCAGGUGUGGGAAUGCCUGGGCCUCCAGGACAAUCUGGACCCAUCGGCUUAAAGGGUGACUCUGGCUUACCAGGUCAUCCGGGCCCUCAUGGACCACGUGGAUUGGAUGGCACGCCAGGACUGGCAGGGCAGAGAGGUGAAGCAGGUCAGCCAGGACCACCAGAAGAGAGGGGUCUACAAGGAUUUAUUGGCAAAGCCGGAAACCCAGGAACACCAGGAGCUGCUGGGCCCCCAGGACCCCCUGGUACUGCGGGCCUUCCAGGACUUAAGGACGAUAAGGGUGAAAUUGGUGUUGGAGUGCCAGGUUCAAGAGGAGAGCGAGGAGACCCAGGGCCUAGGGGAGAAGAAGGUCGGACUGGAACAGAUGGAGAGAGAGGCCCUACUGGUCCUCCUGGCAGCAAAGGAAACAGAGGAGAUAAGGGUGAACAAGGUCCUUCUGGAAUCAAAGGGAGAUACUCUGCUGGUGGGGGGACCUCCAGGGGAGAAAGGAGUGAAAGGAGAAACCGUGCACAGGGUGAAAAGGGUGCAAAGGGACAGGAAGGACCACCAGGAGAACAGGGUCUGAGAGGGGAGGUUCCUCUGGCUUCCAGGGAGCCCGUGGUCCUGGUGGUCAGAAGGGAGAAGCAGGGCAGCCAGGUAUCUCAGGAGAAGCAGGAACACAUGGUAAAGAUGGUCUGCCUGGCAUGAGAGGAGAGAAGGGAGAGGUUGGGUCCGUAGGUCAGCGAGGCCUCAAGGGAGAACGAGGCUCCAAGGGAACAUGUGGACCAAGCGGACCAAAGGGAGACAAG
Sinocyclocheilus rhinocerous is the source of this 1796-nucleotide messenger RNA. Its product is annotated as collagen alpha-1(VII) chain-like. Lineage: Eukaryota; Metazoa; Chordata; Actinopteri; Cypriniformes; Cyprinidae. Gene Ontology annotation, biological process: extracellular matrix organization. The record is from RefSeq and is a predicted model, not a curated record. Bases 1 to 1695 code for a protein of 564 amino acids. Gene Ontology annotation, molecular function: extracellular matrix structural constituent conferring tensile strength. The transcript has 31 exons.